This is a messenger RNA of Lecanosticta acicola, 678 nucleotides long. NCBI's taxonomy places the organism in Eukaryota, Fungi, Ascomycota, Dothideomycetes, Mycosphaerellales, Mycosphaerellaceae. The record is from the annotation of a GenBank genome assembly.
AUGGGCUGGAUGUGGUUUUCGAGCGGAUCAACUGCUGAAGAGGGUACUGAGGCCUCUAAAGACGCGUCAAGUUCCAGCGUUGCGCUCACAGACGAGCAGCGGAUUCGAAUUUUUGGAAAGCCUGGACCCGCCGUAGCAUCGACAAAACCGACACGCGAGCAACAAGCAGACUCCGAACUGGACGAAUUCAUCAAAUCGUUUGCCGCAUCAGAUACAGGCAGCGCAGCGCCUCAAGUGAUCGAUCCAGAUACUCCGCCGGAGAACACAAAGGUCGCGGAACAGCUGAGGAACAUUCCCGAUCGAGUACGCGCCGAUGGUUCCCUCGAUAUAUCGCCCGAUGCCGUAUAUCCACGCACAAUGUCUUGUCGCGCGCAAUUCGAUCAAGCGUUCUACUGUCAGUCUUUGGGCGGGAAAUUCAACGAUGUCUAUAGAUAUGGGCAUCUGAGGUCCUGUUCCGAGCAGUGGGGAGCUUUCUGGUUCUGUAUGAGGACGAGAACGUUGCCUGAGAAGGAAAAGGAGGAGCAGAUACGGGAUUAUUACAAAGCGCGUGAUGAACGGAGAAAGAAGGAGGGUGGAAGUAGCGAGGAUAUUUGGGAGCUCCGGAAGACUGCCGUCCCGAGGGCAUUCUGGAAGGACCCGAAUGCGGAUGCGGACGAGAGUGCGGUCGUGAAGGAGUGA